Chenopodium quinoa (quinoa) is the source of this 2835-nucleotide messenger RNA. Its product is annotated as probable LRR receptor-like serine/threonine-protein kinase At1g63430. Lineage: Eukaryota; Viridiplantae; Streptophyta; Magnoliopsida; Caryophyllales; Amaranthaceae. Gene Ontology annotation, molecular function: protein kinase activity; protein binding; ATP binding. Bases 583 to 2583 code for a protein of 666 amino acids. The transcript has 13 exons. The record is from RefSeq and is a predicted model, not a curated record. Gene Ontology annotation, biological process: protein phosphorylation.
AAAAAGGAAACCAAAAACGCGGAAUUAAAACAUCUCAUCAACCUAUCAUUCAAAAACAUUCUGUAAAAUCUUUUUGCCACCUUCAUCUUUCUUUUUCCUUUUUGUUUUUUAUAAUUUUUUUUUAAAUUUUUUAUAAUAAUUUCUUUAAUUAAUUUAUCCAAUUAAUUCAAUUUUUUUCUCCUUAUUUUCUCUCUCCUAACAACACCCUAUAUUCUCUCUCUCACCUAGCAGCAACCAAAGCCUCACUUUGAAUCUAAGCCAUUUUCCAUCACUUUUUUAACUUCCCACUUCUUCCAUUUUCUUCCUUUUUUUUUUCUUCUUGAUUUUAUUAUUACUCAUUCACUUACUUACUUACCGUUACUCUAAUUUCAGUGACUAAUAAUUCAUUGAACUUUGUGUCAAAUUUUAUUUUUGUUAAUUUCUCCUCGAAAUUCCCACUUCUCCAAGUUAGUGAAAUUCCUGUCGUUUCAUUGUUUUUGCUCCAUUUUUUUUUUUCUGUUCUUCUUACUAUUUGAAUGAGUUCUUUAAUUGGCGUGUUUCUUGUAAAAAUUUGCUCCCCAAAUUAAGUGGGUUAGUAAAAAAAUGGGUGCAUUAACUUGGGUUCUGCUUCAAUUCACCAUUUUUGGAGCUUUAACUGUAACUUGCGACUCAUUUGUGUCUGUUGAAGUUUGGGCACUUACUGCUUUUAAAGAAGCCAUAUAUGAAGACCCAUAUCUGGUAUUGGCUGAUUGGAAUGGGUUAGAUGUAACCCCUUGUCAAUGGUCUGGUGUUACUUGUUCAAUUGCUAAAGAUCAUGUUGUUAAGCUGAAUAUUUCUGGGUCAUCUUUGAAGGGAUUUAUUGCCCCUGAAUUGGGUCUACUGAAUUACUUACAAGAACUAACUCUUCAUGGUAAUCAUUUGAUUGGGAUAAUACCUAAAGAAAUCGGGUUGUUGAAGAAUCUUACAGCGUUGGAUCUCGGAGCAAACCAGUUAUCUGGGCCGAUUCCUCAUGAGAUAGGAAAUUUGAGUAGCAUUAAGAAGAUUAAUCUACAGUCAAAUGGAUUGACUGGAAUUUUACCUCAUGAGCUUGGAGAUUUGAAGUCUCUUCAGGAGCUUCACUUGGACAGAAAUAAGCUCCAAGGAACUGUGCCUGGUGCUGCCACAGCGGAUUUUAAACCCAACAUGCACGGAAUGUAUGCAACCAAUGGGAAUGCUACAGGUCUUUGUCGCUUGCCUCAGCUAAAAGUUGCUGAUUUCUCAUAUAACUUCUUUGGUGGAAGCAUCCCAAAAUGCUUGCUACAUCUGCCAAGUGCAAGCUUUCAGGGUAACUGUCUUGAGGGCAGGGGUUUGAAACAGCGCUCGGAUGCACAAUGUGGAUCUUCUAUAAAUGCCAAAUCUCAUUCAAAUUCCAAUGCCAGCGCAAAGCACAAGUCUUUAGAAGAUGAAGCCAAGCACCGGAGAUCGAGACCUACUUGGCUUUUAGCUUUAGAAAUUGUGACUGGGACCAUGGUUGGCAUUCUCUUUGUCACUGCUAUGAUAACUACAUACAAAAGGUGCAACAACAAAUCAUCUAUGAUCAUCCCUUGGAAGAAAUCUGGAAGUGACAAAGAACGCUUGGCAGUAUAUAUUGCAGAUUCUGAGUUGUUGAGAGAUAUACAAAGAUUCAACAGACAAGACCUUGAAGUAGCUUGUGAAGAUUUUAGCAAUAUCAUUGGAUCUUCCUCUGAUAGUAUGAUUUACAAAGGCACUAUGAAAGGUGGAUCUGAGAUUGCAGUUAUAUCCUUCUGCAUCAAAGAAGAGCAGUGGACUGGCUAUCAUGAGCUUUAUUUCCAGAGAGAGGUAGCAGAUUUAGCAAGGCUUAAUCAUGAGAAUGCUGCUAAGCUGCUGGGUUAUUGCCGAGAGACUCCUCCUUUCACAAGGAUGCUUGUUUUUGAAUAUGCAUGUAAUGGAACUCUGUAUGAACACCUGCAUUCCAUGUUUGCUGAUGGAGAAGGCUGCCAGCUGUCCUGGACACGACGUAUGAAAAUCAUAAUAGGCAUCGCCCGUGGAUUGAGAUAUCUUCAUACAGAACUUAACCCUCCAUUCACUAUAUCCGAGCUGAAUUCUAGUGCUGUAUAUCUUACUGAAGAUUUUUCACCCAAGCUGGUUGAUUUUGAAAGCUGGAAGACUAUCAUUGCAAGAUCGGAGAAGAAUUCUUCUGCUAUAGAUAGUAAUGGUGCUAUCUGUGUUCUGCCACGUUCAAUCGAGGCACGUCAUUUAGACAUUAAGGGUAACGUUUAUGCAUUUGGAGUACUCCUGCUCGAGAUAGUCAGUGGCAGACCACCCUUCUCCAAAGACACAGGAAGCUUGGUAGAUUGGGCUAGGGAGUACCUUGAGGUAGCUGAAGUUAUGCCCUAUAUCGUAGAGAAACAAUUGAAGCAUUUUGAAUAUGAGGACCUCAAAGCGGUUUGUGAGGCAGCAAGUCUUUGUCUGAAUCCUGAUCCUGUCAAGCGACCAUUGAUGCACGACUUGUGCACUUUGCUCGAGAGCCGCAUUGAUCUCUCUAUGUCAGCUGAGCUCAGAUCAUCUUCUUUGGCGUGGGCAGAACUGGCACUGUCAACAUGAUCAUAGUUGAAACUAACAUACUUACUGUAAAGCAAAUUAUAGUUUUGAUGAUACCUCUUCGAUUCUUUUCCCCACCCCUCUCCCCAUCUCUCAUCGGGUUUUCAUCCUUGAAGAUCAUGUAAAGUUUUUUUUUCGGCUUCUGGCUUAGGAAAAUAUAUAGGAAAGUUUUAUGGAUGCCAUGAAUGUACACCGAGUAUCUUGCUAGUAGAUUGAUAUUACCAAAGUUAAUGAAGAUAUCUUUGCAUUAUCUCA